GGGUAGUACUCAAGGUCAGAGGCAGCAAAUCCUCCUCUAAAAAUAGACUCCAGUGGCAAAGUUGGUAAGAUUUCUUUUGUCGUUCUGCCACACUUAACGGGACCCAGCUACCCAGAGCACCCACCUAAGGUUACAGUGCAAACACUGCUCUCCAGAGAGCAUGUGCAUUGGCUUCUGCAAGGAGAACUUUCCAGUUUAUAAACCAGCCCUCUGCUUAGUCAUACUCAAAAAGAUUUCUUGCACGACCGAAAGCACUACUCCAUGGACAAGAUGUCAUCAGAAGGUUUGAAUGCUGGGAAGAAAAACGCAUACAAAGCAAUGAAAGUAGAGCCUGAUGAGGAUUACUCCACCCCAGGUGCAUUUGAAUUGGAGCGACUCUUCUGGAAAGGAUGCCCACAGUACACUCAUGUCAACGAAGUCUGGCCCAAUCUCUACAUUGGAGAUGAGAAAACUGCACUAGAUCGCUACAGCCUUCAGAAGGCAGGCUUCACCCAUAUCCUCAAUGCGGCCCAUGGUCAGCGAAACGUGGACACAGGACCAGAAUAUUAUCACGACAUGGCUGUGGAGUACCAUGGAGUGGAAGCAGAUGAUCUCCCCGCUUUCAAGCUCAGCCAGUUCUUUUAUUCAGCUUCUAAAUUCAUUGAUAAUGCGCUUCAGGAUGAAAGAAACAAGGUUCUGGUUCACUGUGCUAUGGGUCGCAGCCGGUCAGCUACACUGGUAUUGGCUUACCUGAUGAUUUACAAGAACAUGACAGUAGUGGAUGCCAUUGAGCAAGUGUCAAGACACCGAUGCAUUCUGCCAAACCGGGGUUUCUUGAAGCAGCUGAGAGAACUGGACAUAGCGCUGACACUGCAGAGGAGGAACACCAAAACCAGCCUACCAUCUGAUGAUGAUGAGAACAGCACCACGAUCUAGUAUUGCUGCUGGCAGGGUUGUGCUGGAAAAGAAACUCCAUAAAAAUUAACUGUAGUUAAUUACAGUCACAAGAACCAUUUGCUAUUUGGAAGGAAAACCAAAGUAAUUUCAAAUACUGUCAGGAUAAGAAAGAAGGGAAGCCAAAUUUUAAACCUAUUUUUUUAGAAUGUUUACGCCUUAGAAGAAUUCUUUUGUUACACCAACAAAUAAAUUUUACCCUCUGUAAAAAGGUUUUCGCAGCACAAAAGCAGCACAACUUCAAAAAUACUCUCUUCUAGCUGAGUACUCCCCAAAUCCUAGUCCUAACUUAAGCACAUGGUCUUUAAAAGCAUGGAGCAAGUCACGUCUGAAGAAAUUUUGCAGGAAAUACACCGACAUGGUAGCACCAAAAAAUGAAUUAUUUAGUCCCAAAGUCCUGCGAAGUAUUUCACACGAGUCUGCUUUUUUGUGCUGUUUCCUGGCAUCUCCAUUUCUUUUUUUCACAGUAAUAAUCUCGGGCAGCACAGCAUUUAAAAGAGCCUCCAGAUGAGGAUCAACUACUUGGACUUCACAACAGACUUUGCAGCAGACCAUGCAAACCAGAAGCAAAGCAAGAUCCUUUAAAAGGUCAGAUGCAUAAGCAGCUACAACAGACAAUUCAAGGAGAUAUGUACAUGACAUUUCAGCAGUUUCAGUUUUAACUUGGUUCUCCUAAAUGCUUGAACUGCCUGAAUUUUAAAGGUCCUACACAUACAGUAUCCAACCGAAUUUACAAGAC
This is a messenger RNA of Pezoporus occidentalis (night parrot), 1672 nucleotides long. RefSeq names its product dual specificity phosphatase 29 (gene DUSP29). Gene Ontology annotation, molecular function: protein tyrosine/serine/threonine phosphatase activity; MAP kinase phosphatase activity. Gene Ontology annotation, biological process: negative regulation of MAPK cascade; protein dephosphorylation. The coding region runs from base 262 to 915 and encodes 217 amino acids. Lineage: Eukaryota; Metazoa; Chordata; Aves; Psittaciformes; Psittacidae. The record is from RefSeq and is a predicted model, not a curated record. The transcript has 5 exons. Gene Ontology annotation, cellular component: cytoplasm.